Molecule: messenger RNA, 1191 nt
Organism: Carya illinoinensis
Lineage: Eukaryota; Viridiplantae; Streptophyta; Magnoliopsida; Fagales; Juglandaceae
Product: protein FAR1-RELATED SEQUENCE 5-like
Exons: 3
Coding region: 1-1191 (396 amino acids)
Source: RefSeq, a predicted model, not a curated record
AUGGGGAAAGGGAAGGAGUAUGCAUCUUCUACUACACCUCCUACCGAAGAACAUGCAACAAAUCCAUCAACGCAGGCGAUACCAAUACAAUUUUAUCCGGAUUUGUCAAAUUAUAUGCAUACAAGCAAUCCACCAAUUCCACAUCCAUGGUUACCGCCAUCUGUGGCGUGUCCUAAUGCCAACCCAAUGACAUGGACAAGUCAGGCAAGUCCGAUAUUCCCAUUUCACUCAAGGACUAAUCCUCCGAUUGGGGAACACUCUGCAAGUUCAAGCCAUGCCGUUGAGCCUGAAAGUAUAUCACCUGAGUCUACGGAAAAAAGUAUGUCUAUGCCUUCGUAUCAUGAUACUGUUGAAUCAAAUCAAAAGGACCAAUCUGGGCCAGAUCCGGCAAAUGUAUUGCAUACUGAAGGGGCCGAAAUCGUAGAGGAGCCGAAGUUGGGUAUGGUGUUUCAAUCUGAAGAGGAGUUACUUUCUUACUACAAAAAGUAUGGGAAACAAUGUGGUUUUGGGAUAAUGACACAAAGGAGUCAUAGGUUUGAGGAUGUGAGUGUUAGAUAUGUGACAGUGGGUUGUGCUUGUGGUGGGAAGGCACGGAACCGUACGUCUAAUGUCGCAAGACCACGUCCGACAUCAAAGACAGAUUGUAAGGCAAGGAUAAAUGCCUUAUUUGGAAAAGGGGUGUUGAUGUUGUCGAGUGUUAACAAUACCCAUAAUCACGGCCUAAGUCCACAGAAGUCGAGGUUCUUUCGCUGUAAUAGAGAAGUCAGCGAGUCUGAUAAGAGGGUGUUAGAUAUAAAUGAUCAAGCUGGGAUCAGAAUGAACAAGAGUUUUGCCUCUCUUGUGCAAGAAGCGAGUGGGUUUGAAAACCUCCCUUUCAAUGAAAAAGACUGUUGUAACUAUAUUGACAAGGCACGGCACCUUCGACUUGGGAAAGGUGGCGCUGGAGCCCUCCGUGAGUAUUUUGCUCGGAUGCAAUAUAAGAAUGACGGGUUCUUUUCACUCAUGGAUAUGGAUGAUGACAGGCGGUUGAGGAAUGUAUUCUGGGCAGAUGCCCGAAGUAGGGCAGCCUACAAAUAUUUCGGAGAUGUCGUGACAUUCGACACGACGUAUUUGACAAACAAAUAUGGGAUGCCGUUUGCACCAUUUGUUGGUGUAAACCACCAUGGCCAGUCAAUUUUGCUGGGGGCAUGA